GGCCGGCAGCCUGGAGCUGGAGGCAGAACCGGGGCUACCUGCCCACAGGGACCCCAGGCCCCACCCGUUCGCCCACCUCCUGCCCGCCACCCUGCCUUCCAGAUCAGGUCAAAGGGGACUACCCCCCAACCCUUCCUUGCCUUCUGCUUCCUCCUUCCUGUAUCUGUCUGGGUGGGUCUGGGGAGGAACGGAUCAUGGUGGGCCCAGGCACCACCAUUCCUGGAUGAGGCUCUGAAGCUGAUGGAAAAGGGAAGGGGAGGGGUAGGCUAGGCUCCUGCCCCAGCCAGACCCUGUUGAGGUCAACAUUACUGGCCUGCGGGCCGCCUUUCCUAUGCAACCCUGGCUCACCUGCUCCCUGCUGCGCGUUUGUUUUGUUUUGUUUGGGGCAGGCUUCUCUUAGCAAGUAAAGACCUCAGGAGAGCCAGGACCCUGUCUCACCAGCACCCUUCCCCCCGCCCCCCACAGGCCUGCCUCCACACUGUCUCCACCUCCUUCCCUCUGACCUUCGGGCUGUAGGAGCAGAGCACCCAGAGGUGGCUUCUGACCAGUAGCCCCUGGGGAGGCCUCUCCAGACCCUCACUCUGGGGCCACUAUGCACCAUUCCCAGCCUCCCUGAGGAGAUGGGCACAUGGGGCCCUGCUCACAAGGGGGGAUGAGAACCCUGGCCAGAUCCCAUGGGGUGUCCUGUGCAGGCACCUCUGGGGGCCAGGCCUGCUAUGAGGGGCAGAGGGCAUUUCUUACCGUAUGAGCAGAUACCCAGGUGGCUCUUGCUGCCAGACUCUGUUCUUCAUGUGGUGGAUGGUGGCUACCCCAGGGACUCCUGCUUCCCUUUCUGGGUUCCCACUCCCACCACAGGCAAAGACAAAAACCCCAGGAGAUGGCACGAUCCACACACCCUUGUGUCUGCUGUGGGUGUAGGCUCUGCCAUGCCCCUACCCUCUGCCAGGUAUCAAGUACUUUAUACCAUCAUCUCAUCAGAACCUCCCUUAUGCCAACCUUCUCAACUGGGUAGUAUCCCCCCAUUUUGCCGAUGAGAAAGUUGAGGAUGAGAAAGGUUAGUUGAUCCAACCGGGAAAGCAAUGGGAGGAUUCCAAAGCCCUAGGGCUUUUCCACUUGAAACUAACAUAGGGAGGGAGAUAGUCUGGGCUGGGAGGCUGGGAGUCUGGUUCUCCUGAGCCAGUAGCCAACGAAGCUGGGUUGUUGACACCCGCUCACCCACUGGCAGCUGCCCGUAGCCACACUCGCUGCUGUUCAUCAAGGGCACAUGGCCGGAUGUGUGUCCCUCCUAUAGCAUCCUUUGUCUUCCCCAGGCUCUCAACAGCCAGCUGGAACCCUUGAAUCCUUUCCCAUCCUGUUCCCUUUGGGUGUGACAAGCUUCCCUCGGGUUCCCCGCAGAAGGCUCAGAGGCAGCCAUUUUGCUGUGCUAUUGGUGUCAGAACCCUGCGGGGUCUCCUCCAGUGACCUUUACAUGUGGUGUGUGGUAUGCUGAAGAUAGAUGGCAGAGCACGAAUCGAGAAGACACUGCUGCUUAGAGCUGUGCUGUGGGGAAAGGCUGGGACACGCCUGAGGCCAAGUGGGGCUUCUCAAAGGACCCAGGAGAAGCCUCAGCAGAGAUAGGAAGUCUGGAAUCAGGCUAUUGCUGACCAGAGGACAGAGGUUUCUAUGGAGACCAGAGGAGCAGGAAGCAUGGGGCCUGGGGGGAGGAGGCAUUGGGAACAUAGAGGCAUGGGUGCUGUGCAGGACAACUUGUCAUAAAAUAUCAGCUCAGCCAGUCUCGUAGUCUCCUUGGACAAACAAGAUGACUGAGGCCCAUGCGGGGACGGCUUUGCACGUGGUCGCACGACAGUGGCCUGGCCUAGCCUGCCUUGCUCCCCACUCAAAGUGACUGCACCGCCAGGCAGCUGAUGAGACUCCUGGACGGUUGGACUUGGGGUUCCCUGGCAGCAUGUGGGCUGGAGCCCUAUGGAAGCACCCGUAAGCUGCCGCCCUGUUGUGAGGCGGCCCCUACCUCCUGGCCCCACUCAUCAGUGUGGGUCUGGGCCCUGGCCACUGCCCCAGACCUCAUCGCCGCUCACAGGGUGCCUGCAGCACCUCCCCCCUACUUACUGUGGCCUUUUGUUUUCUGGGUGACACUAGCAUCAGGCGGUGUGUUCGGGUGACUAAUCUCCUCCAGGCUGGGCAGCUGUCACAGGGCAGCCUGACCAGACGGGCGGGGAAAGCUGACACCCUGGGGGAGUGCUGGCAAGCCAGUGCCCAGGCAGCAGUGGGCAGCUGGGCCUUCAGGCUUCUUUUCCUGGGUACAGAGCAGACCAGAGUCAGGCAGGCCUGGGUUCAGGUCCCAGUCCUGCCACCGAGCGGCCUUGUGACAUGUACUGCACCUGUUCAAGCCUCGUCUCUGUAGUGGAGCCACUGAUCCUGCAUGCCUCAUAGGCUUGUGGUGGGGAUCAAGUGAGAUGAUAAAUGAAAGUACUUGCUUAGGGCCUUGUCCAUUGUAGGUAUUCAAGCAGUUCAGCGGCCUUUAUUGCUCUUAUCAAGGCUCCCCUUCCUGCCCCGGCCCACCUGAGUCUCAGCCCCAUUGCCCAAAAAGAAAGAUCCUACUCUCCUCUGAGCUUCUAGAGUACAAACUUUGCCUUCACGCAGACUUGGGUUCCGUCAUCGGCUCCCCAAUGGCUAGCUGUGGACUUCAGGCAGCUUACCUCCUUGUGUCCCAGCUUCCCGUCAGGAACAUGGCAUGAUGCAGGACCUAUUUUUUCAUGUUGCUCUGGUUUAUAAAAUGAUAACGUGUGUUUAUAAAGGGCUUAGCAGAGUGCCUGGCCCAUGGAGGGCACUCAAUAAAUGUUAGCUCUGGUGAUAGUGAUUUUCAUAGCUAGCCAAGAGCUCUCUGCCCACGCCCGUUCACUUGCCCUCAGAGCUUAACUCCUGCCCUUCUCCCUGUCGGAGGAGGGACUGUAACAGGCAGAGACCAAGAAGAGCCAGGCAGUCUCGAACACUGGUUCCCCAGGCACACUGCCUCCGUUGUUCCCUGGUCACAGGAGCUCAGAUGCCUUGGCCCUAUGUGCCUCUCCCUAAAUACCUCUGUACCUAUCCAGGGCUUCAGCCUGGCAUUGCUUGCCUGGACUCACAGGGUAGUAGCAGAUUAAAGAGUGGGUGAGUGGGUGAUGGGAGAAACAGGCAGUCGGCACGUAGCUGUGGGCCUGGGUCCUCGUCCUCAAGCCCUGCGUCCACCACCGUUUGUCCAAGGCUCCCACCCAACAUGCCUGACUUCCUCUAGGCCCUUAGCAGGUGGCCGUAUGUCUCUUGCUGGCCCCAGGCAGAUGUCCCAUGGCUGUGACUUGGACCUCUCUGUGGCUGCCAGGGCCCAAGAGAUCACUUGAUGGUGGGAUACAGGCCCUGGGCAUUCUGGAGGCAUCCUCCCUACCCCUGCCCCAAGUAUACCUGGCUUCCUGCCCUUCCCCCACUGUUCGGAAGAAGUGAGGGUACAGUAAUCCCAGCAGCCUGUAAGAAGGGGCAGCCAGGAGUAGAUGAGCUGGCGAAGGAGGCUAAGAACGGGUCAAGGGAGGGUGGUUUGAGUAAGGAUAGUCCCCCUGGCUUCUGCCUCCCCACAGGAGGGAACUCUGGGUAUAGAGUUGGAGCUUCUAGCAUUGGUCCCCAGGACACAGUGCAGUUCACAGGCUCCCUUGGCAGCAGGGCUGGAAGGGUUUUCAGACCUCACCCGUCACCUGGUACUUGCACACAUGGGGGAUCCGUCCUCGGCGUCUCCAGAAAGGUGAGACAGAGCAGUCUAACAUCAGGAAAGGGCCUGCUUUUAGCCCCUCAGAGAUAGAGAUGCACACCCAGAACAUACCUGAAGGCUUUCCUCUUGGCUCAGGCCUCUCAUAGCUUCCCAUGUAGAGUCCCCAUGGGUGAGGACUGGGGUGGCUCUCUCCCUGUAUAACUCCCCCAGUCUGAGGGCAUUGGUCACCAGAGCCCUUUGAUCCCUAAGUCAGAUCCUCCCCUUGUCUGGUGCCCAAUCUCUGCCUGACCCCACGGUUUGGGGCUGAGUCUAGGGGUCUUAUCUGGACUGAAUUUCCUUUCAGAGAGCCUCCUUUUAUUACCAUAGCUUACUUUGUGCCAUGUCCCAGGAGGGGACACCUAAACCUAACCUGCUCUCAAUUGGUAGCUAAAAAAAGGCCCAAUGAAAGGGCGGGGGAAAAAGGCUUCUCCUUGGCCCCUCAGUCUGUAGAAGCCAACUGUACACUGGAACCCAGGACAGUGGGCUUCCCGUUUCCUUUUUUUCUUUUCCAUCAGCUUCAGGCAAGGGAGUCAAAGGCCAAGGCUUUGUGGUUUAUGGUGCCUGGACAGGGGAGCCACAUGGGUGGCUGGAAGCCCCUUGUACCCCUUGUACUCUUGGGGCAGCAGAGGGUAUAACUGGGGAGAGCGGUAGUGCUUCCAACAGUAGUGCAUGUGGGCUCCCCUGAGGAUUCUGUGGUACCCUCAAACAACCUAUUUAUGGAGGUCAGAGGCCGUGGACCCCUCCUCCUUCCUCCCUGUGUCCCUUCUCUGUUCAAAGGGCAGAGGCUGUGACUGGGCUCCGGAGCAUAGGAUGGGCCAGAGCCUGACCCAGCUCCUGAUGCUCCCGGUCUCUGCCCAACAGCCCUCCACCUGCCCCUGGCAUGGAGACCUUCUUUAGGAGACGCUUCCAGCGGAAGGAGCCAGGCCCCGGGGAGGGGCAGCGGCGGCCCAGCAGCGUGGGUCUGCCCACAGGCAAGGCCCGGCGCCGCUCCCCUGCUGGACAGGCCUCCUCCUUGCUGGCACAGCGGCGCCGCUCCAGUGCACAGCUCCAGGGCUGCCUCCUGAGCUGCGGGGUGGGGGCCCGGGGUGCCAGCCGCCGGCGCUCCAGCACCGCACCCCCUGCCUGCAACCCCCGCUUCGUCGUGAAUGAGGUGCCCACCGCACAGCCUGCCACUGUUGGGGCGCAGCUUCUCAGCACACCCUUGCUGUUGGCUGGGCUCAUAGGCAUGAAUGAGGAGGAGGAGGCGUCUCGGGAGGAGGACGUGACAGUUGCGGCAUUGAGUGCCACCCAGCUGGGCGCCAGGAGACCGGGCCCCUCCUUGCACCGGGGCACCCUCCUGCCUGUGCUUGGCUGCCUGCGCCGGCGGCGCCGAGCCUCCUCCCACCUGCUCCCUGCUGACGUGGUGUAUGACUGUGCCCUCUGGGGCCUGCAUGGUUACUAUCGACGCCUCAGCCAGCAGCGGGCCCCAGGCCCACACCCCGGCCCUGGGGGCCGAAGAGCCUCAGGCACUGCAGCUGGUGCUCUGCUGCCUGCCCGCGUGCGCCCGCUGUCCCGCAGGCGACAGGUAGCCCUACGGCGCAAGUCGGCGGGACCCCAGACCUGGAGUGCCCUGCUUGCGAAAGCCAUCACCAAGUCGGGCCUCCAGCACCUGGCACCCCCUCCUCCCACUCCCGGGGCCCUGUGCAGUGAGCCAGAGCGGCAGAUCCGGAGCACUGUGGACUGGAGUGAAUCCGCGACGUAUGGGGAACACAUCUGGUUCGAGACCAACGUGUCGGGGGACUUCUGCUAUGUUGGGGAGCAGUACUGUGUAGCUAAGAUGCUGAAGUCAGUGUCCCGGAGAAAAUGUGCAGCCUGCAAGAUCGUGGUGCACACCCCCUGCAUCGAGCAGCUAGAGAAGAUAAAUUUCCGCUGUAAACCAUCCUUCCGUGAAUCAGGCUCCAGGAACAUCCGUGAGCCAACCUUUGUGCGGCACCACUGGGUACACAGACGACGUCAGGAUGGCAAGUGUCGGCACUGUGGGAAGGGCUUCCAGCAGAAGUUCACCUUCCACAGCAAGGAGAUUGUGGCCAUCAGUUGCUCCUGGUGCAAGCAAGCGUACCACAGCAAGGUGUCCUGCUUCAUGCUGCAGCAGAUAGAGGAGCCAUGCUCCCUGGGUGUCCACGCUGCUGUGGUCAUCCCGCCCACCUGGAUCCUCCGUGCCCGCAGGCCCCAGAAUACCCUCAAGGCAAGCAAGAAGAAAAAGAGAGCAUCCUUCAAGAGGAAAUCGAGCAAGAAAGGGCCAGAGGAGGGCCGCUGGAGACCCUUCAUCAUCAGGCCCACCCCGUCACCCCUCAUGAAGCCCCUGCUGGUGUUUGUGAACCCCAAGAGUGGAGGCAACCAGGGCGCUAAGAUCAUCCAGUCCUUCCUGUGGUAUCUCAACCCCCGCCAAGUCUUUGACCUGAGCCAGGGCGGGCCCAAGGAGGCGCUGGAGAUGUACCGCAAAGUGCACAACCUGCGGAUCCUGGCGUGUGGAGGUGAUGGCACGGUCGGCUGGAUCCUCUCCACUCUGGACCAGCUGCGCCUAAAGCCACCACCGCCUGUCGCCAUCCUGCCCCUGGGCACUGGCAAUGACUUGGCCCGUACCCUCAACUGGGGUGGGGGUUACACAGAUGAGCCCGUGUCCAAGAUCCUGUCGCAUGUGGAGGAGGGGAAUGUGGUGCAGCUAGACCGCUGGGACCUCCGUGCUGAGCCCAAUCCCGAUGCGGGGCCUGAGGAGCGGGACGAGGGCGCCACUGACCGUCUGCCCCUGGAUGUCUUCAACAACUACUUCAGCCUGGGCUUUGAUGCCCAUGUCACCCUGGAGUUUCAUGAGUCUCGAGAGGCCAACCCGGAGAAAUUCAACAGCCGCUUUCGGAAUAAGAUGUUCUAUGCCGGGACAGCCUUCUCCGACUUCCUGAUGGGCAGCUCCAAGGACUUGGCCAAGCACAUCCGAGUGGUGUGUGACGGAACUGACCUGACCCCCAAGAUUCAGGACCUGAAACCCCAGUGCAUUGUUUUCCUGAAUAUCCCCAGGUACUGUGCAGGCACCAUGCCCUGGGGCCACCCUGGGGAGCACCAUGACUUUGAGCCCCAGCGGCAUGAUGAUGGCUACCUCGAGGUCAUUGGCUUUACCAUGACGUCCCUGGCAGCACUGCAGGUGGGUGGGCACGGCGAGCGGUUGACACAGUGCCGCGAGGUGGUGCUCACUACGUCCAAGGCCAUCCCGGUGCAGGUGGAUGGCGAGCCCUGCAAGCUCGCAGCCUCGCGCAUCCGCAUCGCCCUGCGCAACCAGGCCACCAUGGUGCAGAAGGCCAAGCGGCGGAGUGCCGCCCCCCUGCAUAGCGACCAGCAGCCCGUGCCUGAGCAGCUGCGGAUCCAGGUGAGCCGAGUCAGCAUGCACGACUACGAGGCCCUGCAUUACGACAAGGAGCAGCUCAAGGAGGCCUCCGUGCCGCUGGGCACCGUGGUGGUCCCGGGAGACAGCGACCUAGAGCUCUGCCGUGCCCACAUCGAGAGGCUCCAGCAGCAGGAGCCCGAAGGUGCUGGAGCCAAGUCCCCCACCUGUCAGAAACUGUCCCCCAAGUGGUGCUUCCUAGAUGCCACCACUGCCAGCCGCUUCUACAGGAUCGACCGGGCCCAGGAACACCUCAACUACGUGACCGAGAUUGCACAGGACGAGAUUUAUAUCUUGGACCCAGAGCUGCUGGGGGCAUCUGCCCGGCCUGACCUCCCAACCCCCACUUCCCCUCUCCCCACAUCCCCCUGCUCACCCACGCUCCGGUCACUGCCAGGGGACGCAGUGCCCCCCAAAGGUGAAGAGCUGAUUGAGGCUGCCAAGAGGAACAACUUCUGUAAGCUCCAGGAGCUGCACCGAGCGGGGGGUGACCUCAUGCACCGGGACGAGCAGAGCCGCACGCUCCUGCACCACGCGGUCAGCACGGGCAGCAAGGAAGUGGUCCGCUACCUCCUGGACCACGCCCCCCCAGAGAUCCUUGAUGCUGUGGAGGAGAAUGGGGAGACGUGUCUGCACCAGGCGGCAGCCCUGGGCCAGCGCACCAUCUGCCACUACAUCGUGGAGGCUGGGGCCUCUCUCAUGAAGACAGACCAGCAGGGCGACACUCCCCGGCAGCGGGCCGAGAAGGCUCAGGACACGGAGCUGGCUGCCUACCUGGAGAACCGGCAGCACUACCAGAUGAUCCAGCGGGAGGACCAAGAGACGGCCGUGUAGCUGUGAGGCCAGCGCCGGGCAGCAGGAGGGACAGGGCCAGCCGGAGGAGGAGCCCCCUCAUCGCCCACCGCACUGCCACAUUCCAGUCGGACUGCCACGGGGGGACCCAGGCCCCAGGGAAGGAGCCCCGUGCUGCCCCCUGAGGAGCCACCCGGGCUCAGGGCUGGGCUCUGAGGAGCUGGGGGACCUCACCUGCCCCCGAGGCCUCAGACUGACCCAGGGCUGACAGGGGAACAAGAAACUGGACUGGGCCGGGCAGGCCUUUGGGAGCCUGGGGCUGGACAGCCCUCCCCCUCCUGCAGCGGGUGCCCUCCCUGGGGUUUAGGGGUGGGGGGGCAGCAGGGUUUGGGGCCCUAGUGGGGAGCCUUCGGGAAGAGGCUUCCUAAGCCAUCUGGUCCCUUAGGGGCCUGGCUCUGAGCGUGCUGGCAGCUUGGGCCCUCUCUCCCGCCCAGUCCCCACUCUCCCCGGGGCUUCCUUCUGGAACCACAGAGCCUGCUGCAUUUGCCUGCCCGCUGCCCUGCUUGGCGCCUACCCUGGUGACCCACCCCCUGCACUCCAGUCAUUUCAUCCCCGCUGACUGUGUGGCCUGGGGAUUGGAGUGGGGCUCUCAUGGUGACAUGUUUACAGCUGGGUGUGACUCAGUAAAGUGGAUUUUUUUCCUUUC
Molecule: messenger RNA, 8682 nt
Organism: Nyctereutes procyonoides (raccoon dog)
Lineage: Eukaryota; Metazoa; Chordata; Mammalia; Carnivora; Canidae
Gene: DGKZ
Product: diacylglycerol kinase zeta
Exons: 31
Coding region: 4653-8018 (1121 amino acids)
Biological process (GO): lipid phosphorylation; regulation of synaptic transmission, glutamatergic; diacylglycerol metabolic process
Cellular component (GO): nucleus
Molecular function (GO): ATP-dependent diacylglycerol kinase activity; protein binding
Source: RefSeq, a predicted model, not a curated record